GUUUCUUCGCCUUAAGUUGAAAUAGCUAAUCUCUCUCUUUCAUUCUCCUCGGGGGAACCGGACCUGCGCUGAAACAAACAAUUGGAUUCCAAAGUUGGUUCACAAUCAAUCACAUGGGGGCAUCAGAUUCAACGCUAUUAGGCGCUCAGGAGAAUAGAGUAGGAGGUGGAGAUGUGAUAACAACCAUCUCUCAACGAUCCGAGAAAGUGGAUCCCAUUCUCGAUAAUCUUAAAUCACUCACAGUUAGCAGGCCAAUAUUGAAGUCAGCUCCUCCCAGGGAAAGUAGCUUAACAGACAUAUUGGUGAGGAAAGCUUUAUCGAGCUCCUCUUCCAAUACGGUGGAUCCUCAAAUACUUGUUGAGCUUUUCUCCAUUUACCGUGAAUGGCAAGACACCAAAGCUCAAGAUAUUACCACCAGACAGGAAGAUAUAGAAAACAAGAUUGAAGUGGCAGAUGCUUUGGCCACUAAACUUCUACAGAGGUUUAACCACUCCGUUUCUGCUAUGAGGACCACUUCCCACCAUUUAUCUCAAGUUCAUGGGCUGCAGGUGGAGCUUGGGGAGCUUAAAGGAAGGUUGACUGAGGUGAUCAACAACUGCUAUUCAUUAUGUAAAAGAAUUAAUUCUGAGGGACCUGAAUCUCUUAGGUCAACAGUGACCCCCUUUGUUCUUGCACCUCCUGAGUCGGUCUCUUCUAAACAAGAGGCAUAAGAGUCAAUACUCUUGUGUGACCAUUGAUAAGAUUGGCUGUAUACUUCCCACUAGUCUUUGAUUUUGCAUAAAUGCAAGAUGAUGUUUCUAUUGUUCCAUUGUGUUUUUCUUUUGUACUUCACGCUUUCGGUACUUGUUUUUGUUAAGUUUGUUUUCCGAUUUGUAUAAUCCAAUUGUUGUAACGUAGGAAAAUUCAUAUGUUA
Molecule: messenger RNA, 913 nt
Organism: Brassica oleracea var. oleracea
Lineage: Eukaryota; Viridiplantae; Streptophyta; Magnoliopsida; Brassicales; Brassicaceae
Exons: 6
Coding region: 114-710 (198 amino acids)
Source: RefSeq, a predicted model, not a curated record